AUGGCACCCAAAAUGAACCCAAAGGCUGUCGCCGGCCGCGCUCGUAAGGCCGAGGCGGCAGAACGCAAGGCGGCCGAAGCUGCCGCGAAGGCGGAAGAGGCCGAGGCAGCGAAGUGGGAGCAAGGUGCUCGCGGUAAGUCGGCCGCGGACCUGCGUAACGAGAAGGCGGCUGAAAAGGCCCGCAAGAAAGCCGAGUUGCAGCGUCUGGCCGAAGAGGACGAGGCCAGCACCCCUGGAAAGCGAUCCAAUGGCACGGACAAGAGUGCGAAGAACAAGGGCAAGAGUACGAGUAAGAGUAGUAGUGGUGGUGGUGGUGGCAGCGGCGCCAAGAACCAUCACGAGCUAGAUGACCUCGAUAUGCAGAUUGCGGCCCUCAAUGCUACUAGUCUGGACGAUGCCCUGGAUGCGAUGGAGCUUGUGAAUGCACGCACCGACAAGGCAGGCCGUGGCGCAGCAGCCGGCAGUAUCGAGAAGCAUCCUGAACGUCGUUUCAAGGCGGCUUUCGAGGCGUACAAGGAGCGCGAACUGCCGAUUCUCAAGCAGGACCACCCCGGCCUGCGUCUGCAACAGUACAACGACUUGCUGUACAAGCAGUUCCAAAAGUCGAAGGAAAAUCCGUUCAACCAGGUGCAUGUGUCGUUCAAUGCUUCCAAAGAAGAAAAAUUGGCGGUUCUCCAGGCCAAGCGCGAUGCAACCGCCGAGCGUCUGGCAGCUUAA
Molecule: messenger RNA, 717 nt
Organism: Malassezia pachydermatis
Lineage: Eukaryota; Fungi; Basidiomycota; Malasseziomycetes; Malasseziales; Malasseziaceae
Exons: 1
Coding region: 1-717 (238 amino acids)
Biological process (GO): transcription by RNA polymerase II
Cellular component (GO): nucleus
Molecular function (GO): transcription coactivator activity
Source: RefSeq, a predicted model, not a curated record